AUGGCUGCCGCGGAUUUCCACAACGGAUAUGCCAACUUCGACACGGAGUCUCUGCGUUCAUUCACAUCUACUUUCCCUGACGAUUAUCACGACUGGGCUAAUGAGUCUGGACGACAACCACGGUGGGUCGUUCGAAGUAAAACGAAAAGAGCUAAUAGAAAUACAUUUAGCAACGACCGGCUCCUCAGUGACUUCCCUCGCCCACCUGGUCAUCCAAACGGCAUCGAUUCCAUCAUAGCCUCACCUUCUCCAUUACCUUCACCCAUAUUUGAAGAGCCUCCAAUUCUCUCACCAAGCCGAGCAGAUGGCCUUGAUGCUAUUACUGAAGAAUCGGUGCAUCUGACCCCCAAACCUUCAAUCAAGAAUAUGCAGCGCAGCUUCGCCCUCAAUAACGCCACUGAACUGCCUCUUCUCCAACAGCCUAAUCCUUUUGAUGGAUCUGAGGAGUUCAACCCUGUCAACGAAAACGAAGAUAGUGCUUCCUAUGAUCUAAUUGCACCUUACGGGGGCGGCGAUGCUCCCCUCCACAAGCUCGAGCGUAUCGCAGACGUGAUGUUUUCGUCGAAUCAUAUGUUGAAGAUCCUGAAUAAUCCGCGCUACCUAGCAGCAUUCCGCGAGUUUCUGCUGGAGGAGCGCCCACGCUCCAUGGCUACUCUGACCUACUACCUAAACGCGAACAAGGCCCUCAAAGCAAUUGAGUAUGCGAACGCGCUCGUUCGCCUCUCUGUUGAUGUUCCGCCGGUGGAAGUUAAGAUCGGCGAGGGCAGCGUGGGAGUAACAUCGAACAAGGCCUUGGAGCAGCGUGUCCAGGACGGACUGAAUGCAUUGACCGCGGAGGAACUGCCUGCUUUCGUUACCUCAAAAUGCAUCACUAUCACAAGCAGAAUCGUCGAAGAGCGAGUCAGGGGAACUCUGCCAAUGAAAUUUCAGGGGACCUCGGAUGCCCUGGCCGAAGUUUUUUGCUUGACUGAUCCAUCACGGCCAGAUAAUCCUAUUAUAUUUGCGUCUGAAGAAUUCCAUCGAACAACCCAAUAUGGCAUGGACUACGUUCUAGGUCGCAACUGUCGCUUUCUCCAAGGUCCUCAGACCAACAAGAACAGUGUUCGCCGGAUAAGAGAGGCAAUCCAAGCAGGUUCGCACCAUUCAGAAUUAUUUCUCAACUAUCGUCGUGAUGGUUCCCCUUUUAUGAAUCUUCUUCAAUGCGCACCCCUAUGCGAUAGCCAAGGCAAAGUUCGGUAUUUUAUUGGUGCUCAAAUUGAUGUGUCAGGACUGGCAAUGGAGGGUGGACAGAUGGAAUCGCUGCUUGAUCUUCAAUCAAAAUAUCGCGACCCUGAUGAGGAGAGCAUUGCAGGACGAGAAGAAGAAGAAGAAGAACCAAAGUUCAAGGACGAGUUCCAAGGGUUGAGCGAACUAUUCAGCCCCCGUGAGCUCGCUACAGUACAGGACAAUGGCGGCGAUCUAUUCCAGCCUCUCAUAAAUAGCCGAACUAACGCGCGUAAUCAGCGCAAGUGGAUGCGAACAGGAUCGUCGAUGGACAGUGAUCCGGAGGCCAUGCGUGUGCGUAAUGUCAAGUCGCCGUUAACACGCGGGUCAUUGACUGGUGCUUAUGAGAAUUAUCUCCUCGUUCGGCCUUAUCCAUCUCUCCGCAUUCUCUUCACAUCGCCUUCGCUCCGAAUCCCAGGCAUGUUACAGUCUUCUUUUCUUUCUCGCAUCGGCAGCUCGAAGGCUGUGAGAGAAGAGCUUGUCCAAGCUAUGAUGAGCGGCCGGAGCGUGACUGCUCGUAUCAAAUGGGUCACCCGGUACAAUGCCGAGGGUCGCAAUCGAUGGAUUCACUGCACCCCUCUACUUGCAAGUAACGGACAAGUGGGUGUGUGGAUGGUGGUUGUCGUUGACGAUGAUGAGGAGCAGGUUAUCAAUUGGAGAGGGAGUUAG
Penicillium lagena is the source of this 1932-nucleotide messenger RNA. RefSeq lists its product as uncharacterized. The coding region runs from base 1 to 1932 and encodes 643 amino acids. The transcript has 5 exons. The record is from RefSeq and is a predicted model, not a curated record. Lineage: Eukaryota; Fungi; Ascomycota; Eurotiomycetes; Eurotiales; Aspergillaceae. Gene Ontology annotation, cellular component: nucleus.